AUGUCGCGGGCAGACAUAUACCUGGCGCUCUGUUUGUUGGACGCGAUAGAGGAUUCCAACAUCGACGCGUUGAAGCUUUUGCUAGCCAAACACAACGCUAACCCAAACACGAUCGUGCUAGAGAAAGGCAUCGCUCCAAUGCAUCUGGUGAUCGGGGCAGAUGAUGUGACCUUCGCAGAACGCGCCACCGCUCUCAUGUUACAACAUGGCGGUGAUGCAAAUUUGCCUGCCACCGAUGAAAGGCUAACCCCACUACAUGUGGCAGCUAAUCUAGGACGGGUAGGAAUCGUCCGUAUGCUCCUUGCGGCCAGAGGCAACUUGGAGCUGCUUGACGAUGAAGGACGCACGCCAAUUCAACACGCGAUCAAAGAGGAACACUUCGAGGUGGUCCAAGUGAUUCAAAACCAUGUAUUCGAAGCAAAAAUUGAACGAAAGCGUAAACAACUGUUGUUCGAGCACCACCAGCAGCAGCAACAGCAAAAACAAAUUCAACAGGAUCAAAUUAUCCUUUCUCCCAGAAUGCGGCACAUCAAGAGCUACUGUGGUUUUCUACCAUCCGGACAUUCCACCCGGCUGCAGGGCGACACGCUGUCCUCGUUGCAGAUGCUCGAAGAGCGCAAACUUACGCCAAACAAAAUACAUUACAAUUUUGAUGCCACCAGUCCGUAUUAUGUGAACAUAACUCAUCGCCGAAAGGAUCGUUUCAAAGCUUGCAGCGAGAGUGAUAAACAGGCACGUUUCGCCAAUAAGCAUUCAAAUAAUCAGGAAAAUAUUUCCCCAUUAGAAUCGUCCAAAGAUUCCGAGCAGUCCGACGAAGAGCUAAACGAAACACAAGAAGAAACGGUUGCUCCCUAUCGUACAAAUCUUUUCGAAUUAACGGAACGUAAUUUAAAGAAUUUUACACAGGAUCGCGAAUCAACAGGUGGGCGUACUUCGUUCAUCGAAUGUUGGCGGGAAAAAAUCGCAGAUCUUAGAAGACGAAGUCAAAUUAGUCGACGAUUAGACGACAUUGAUAAAAUUUUAAACAGUUUCUCGGAGAAUCUGGCCGUGCAUUCGUUCAUGGACGAGGUGGAGGCAACUUUUGUAACUGCGGUAGAUUCUGACCGACGAGACCAGCUCGACGAAGAAUCGAUUGAUUCUUGCGAGGAAGACGUGGAGGCCAUUACAGUUGCAUUACCACAACGAACCGAACAGGAAGUAAAACUUGAUGAUACAGAACUGCAACACCAGUCGUCUGCUCAUGAAUCCGUGGAACUGCAGUCUGUGGGGCAAGAUACAAUUAUUCAGAUAAGUGAGGAAUACAUCCACACCGACGACGAAGCUGGUGUGGUGUUUCGGGAGAAAAAAAUGACCUCAGCACCUAAGAACAUUCCAAAGAUACAAAUAAUCUCAGAUAUCGAAUCUGAAAUAUCUGCACCAGCAAAUACUAGGAAAACAUUACCACAGGCCGGCUCGGUUUCAGCCAGCGAAAGAGGUCAGUCUUUCACCAGUCUGUCUACAUGUGUCCUUCCGCUAGACUAUGAUACCGAUGCACUACGAACCGAGUUGACCAUGUUUGGUGAGCCACCUGGUCCGAUUGUAAAAACGUCUAAAAAAUUGUACCUUCGGAAGCUGGUGAAGUUUCGACGACAUGCAGGGCGACAGGUGGUGGCUUGUAGUACAACCGAUUCUAAGGAAAUCGCUCAAACCAAUUAUUCCGUCGAGCUUAUGGCAACGGUACGAAAGGAAGAUGCGUUUCAAGCAAUCGUCAAACACCAGAGUCUGGAGCAUGAGAUGGCCUUCGAGUUUCAAUCAAACACGACCAAAGUGGUGCGCAAUUUUCGAGAAGGACACCUGAAGAAGAGUUUUAUCUAUUUGUUGUUAGAUUCUCGCAUCAGCGAUAACCUGCCGGCGCAGCAGAAUCUCAUGGAACCACACGAGCUUUGGCAACGGUUCCUCAGUUCGGUGUUCUAUGUAGGGAAGGGCAAAAGUAGUCGCCCGUAUUGUCACCUGUACGAUGCGAUGAAGCUGUACCAGCAGAGAGGUGAGCUACCGCAGGGAUACACUGGAGUUGAAGGUGGUGGGAGCCUGACUGUCGAAGCGGAAGAAAUAAUUUACCAAUGCACCGAAGAAAGUUUAGCCACCGUCGCCGGUAAUAACAUCCGGCGGUACUGCCAAACUACGACCAAGUCUCUCAAUCGCAAGCAAAUGUCCACGGACAGCGAAAAGCUGAACCGGAUCAUUGAUAUUUGGAGUUCCGGUAAGGGUGUUGUGUGUUUGCACGUCUUCCACAACAUCAUGCCGGUGGAGGCAUACACGCGCGAGGCGGCCAUCAUUGACGCGUUUGGGGUGCAAAACCUUACCAACCUCAAGCGGGGUGAUUAUUACGGCAAAUGUCAGUCGUGGCCGAUGAAGAAGCGCAAGCAGCUAGGCAUACUGUUGCUUCACAAGGCGAUGCUGAUAUUCUUGGCCGAGGGUGAAACGCACCUAAUGCCAAAUGACUUGAUAUAG
Molecule: messenger RNA, 2490 nt
Organism: Anopheles nili
Lineage: Eukaryota; Metazoa; Arthropoda; Insecta; Diptera; Culicidae
Exons: 2
Coding region: 1-2490 (829 amino acids)
Molecular function (GO): endonuclease activity; protein binding
Source: RefSeq, a predicted model, not a curated record